AUGGGUUGUCCGGGAUUUACAGAACCUCAGUAUAUUCCCAAACCUGAGUCAUCAGCCUCAAGGUCAUUGGUCUUUCCUGAUGAAGCCAUUUGGACAGGACAUCCAAGAUUCAUAACAUUGACACGAAAUGUUAGAGAAAGACGAGGAGCGAAAGUAGCAAUGAACAUGCCAAUAUACAAAGAUACCUCCACUCCUAACACCAUUAUUGAGCAAGUUCCAAAUGAUGAUGGCACUGCUAAAAUUAAUGGAAAACCUGAUCAUAUCUAUAUGGAUUGUAUGGGAUUUGGAAUGGGAUGUUCAUGUUUACAGGUUACCUUUCAAGGCUGUGACCUUGAGGAGUCUCGUCAUCUCUAUGAUCAGCUAUUCAUGUGCCCCAUAAUGUUAGCACUAUCGGCUGCCUCUCCAAUAUUUCGAGGAUAUUUGGCUGAUGUUGACUGUAGAGGGGGUACAAUAGUUGGCUCAGUUGAUGAUAGAACACGAGAAGAAAGAGGACUAGAGCCAUUGAAGAAUGAUAAAUACAUUAUACCAAAGUCCCGAUAUGACUCCAUUGAUAUGUAUUUGGCUAAUCCUGACUACAACGACAAAGAUAUAUCCAUUAAUGAGGAAGCAUAUCAAAUCCUGCGAGAAAACGGUAUUGAUGAAAUCUUAGCAAAACAUAUUGCUCAUUUGUUUAUUCGAGAACCUAUUUCUUUAUUUGCUGAGAAACUUGAACAAGAUGUUGAGAAUGAGUCUGAUCAUUUUGAGAAUAUUCAGUCAACUAUGCAAAGUAUGAGAUUUAAACCACCACCACCAAAUUCCCCCAUGGAUGGAGAGUAGAAAUUUAGACCAAUGGAGCUACAAAUCACAGACUUUGAAAAUGCUGCCUUUGUUGUAUUCAUUGUCCUUGUAACACGAGCUAUUCUCUCAUUUAAACUCAAUUUUAUGAUACCAAUAUCAAAAACAUCUUAG
Molecule: messenger RNA, 948 nt
Organism: Gigantopelta aegis
Lineage: Eukaryota; Metazoa; Mollusca; Gastropoda; Neomphalida; Peltospiridae
Product: glutamate--cysteine ligase catalytic subunit-like
Biological process (GO): glutathione biosynthetic process
Cellular component (GO): glutamate-cysteine ligase complex
Molecular function (GO): glutamate-cysteine ligase activity
Source: RefSeq, a predicted model, not a curated record